Paramecium sonneborni is the source of this 511-nucleotide messenger RNA. The record is from the annotation of a GenBank genome assembly. NCBI's taxonomy places the organism in Eukaryota, Ciliophora, Oligohymenophorea, Peniculida, Parameciidae.
AUGAUUUUAUUAUUAUUAAUUUUUUAAGUUAAAUCGGAAGUAGAACAAUAAGGAAAUACUGUUUUAUUUAAAAAAGAUGCUUAAUUCGCAUACAUCAAUUUUGAUAGUUGUCCAAUCCUACUUUAUUAAGAUCCAGUCUAUGAUAAUGAAAAAAAGGAAAUCUAAUGGAAAUAAUUCUGUUAAUCAUUGUAAGAAGGUAUAGCUACCGAACCAACAACUUUGGAUGUAAUUUAAAAAGGUUCCGAGGCUAUAAAACUAUCUAAUGAUGUCAGGUAUAAGAAUUAUUUUUGCACUUAAAAUUAUCUAUUGACAAAUGAAGGUGCAAAUGCUUGUUGUUGUAAACCUGAAAAAAUAGAUACAGAACUUUCAACUUAGGGAUUAACAGCUGUUAUUGUUGUUCCAAUAGUAUUUUUUAUAGGAGGAUUGAUAAUGGCUAAAUUGAAUUCUCAUAAUAGUCGUUCUGCUUGGAUGCAUGAAUUUGAGUAAGCCUUAUCUAAAGCUUGAGAUAAAU